AUACAAAACAAAAUUCAAAGAACCCCCUUUGAGUUCUGUUGUGUCCCCGCUCACGUUUAGCCUCUAAUCCCCUGAACGAUCCCUGUCCAUCAGUUCUCUCCCUACUGAUUGAUGAAUUACUCAAGUAUUCUGCAUUCUUUGUCCUCAGCUCUUUCAUUAUUCAUUUUCUCUGGCCACUUGCCUUUACGACCCAUUACAAUCAUUUAUAGAUCUGACGUCUUUCCGAAUAUUGUCUAUUUUAAAUCAUUCUUGACACUCCAUCUUCCAAUAUAUAUAUUCGAAUCCCUGUCACGCAGAUCAACCCAACCUUUUUUCGACUACUAUGGCAAAGUUUUCUCUAUCGAGCACGUCACCGUACAAGUGGUUGGCACUAUAUUUUGUGCUCAACUUAUUUCUUACGCUCUACAAUAAAGUUAUACUGAUGGACUUUCGAUAUCCAUGGACCUUAACUGCAGUUCACACCUUCUGUUCUGCAAUUGGAGCUACUACAUUAUGGUUAAGAGGAUCAUUUACGCCAACUAAACUUUCAUUUCAAGAAAAUGUGGUAAUGCUUGCUAUUUCCGUUUUAUACACCAUCAACAUCGCCAUCAGUAACGUAUCUCUUAACAUGGUCAGCGUUCCGUUUCAUCAAGUUGUCAGAGCUAUGACCCCGAUAUUUACAGUGAUGAUAUCCAUUUUAUUUUUGCGGACAACCUACUCUAAAGCAAAGUAUUUGGCUUUGCUACCGGUUAUCUUUGGGGUUGGAUUUGCAACAUUUGGCGAGUACGAUUUUACUUUGCUAGGAUUCUUGCUGACCGUUCUGGGAACUGGGCUAGCAGCAUUGAAGACAGUGGUUACCAAUCGCGUGCAAGUCGGACGCCUCAAGUUACAUCCACUGGAUCUUUUACUUCGUAUGAGCCCUAUCGCCUUUGUCCAAACAGUCAUUUACUCAUACUUUACUGGUGAACUGCACGAAGUUCGACAGUUCGUCACCACUAAUAUGCAUGCUGGCGUGUAUGUGGCACUGCUGUUCAACGGUAUUGUUGCAUUUUCUUUGAAUGUGGUUAGCUUCACUGCAAACAAGCAGGCUGGUCCAGUGACAAUGACAGUAGCAGGCAAUGUGAAGCAGGUGCUUUCGAUUGUGCUUGCUAUCUUUAUUUUCAAGCUACGCAUAAACCCUACCAACGCGUUCGGCAUCCUGCUUACCCUCUUUGGAGGUGCAUAUUAUGCACUAGUGGAUGCAAAGGAAAACAGGAAACCAUUGUUACCGAGUUUUGAAAAGCCAAAAUCGCUUACUGAGGAAUCCAUGAUUGAUCUCAUUAUCUCGGAGAAUAGCUCUUCGAGCAAUUUGUACGAAAACCUCACAGAAACACGGCAAUAUCGAAUGAUACAAUAGCUUUUCCAAUUGAAUGUAGUUUGCAUAUCUUGCAUCGAGUCCAACAUAGCAUCCCACUUUCCCAAUAUAAAUAUACAAAAUCAAUGCUUAACCACGUUGUAGUUGGCGGUCCAUCAAUGAAUCAACAAUUGGAACAAAAUCAAAAAAAAACU
Molecule: messenger RNA, 1527 nt
Organism: Umbelopsis ramanniana AG
Lineage: Eukaryota; Fungi; Mucoromycota; Umbelopsidomycetes; Umbelopsidales; Umbelopsidaceae
Exons: 5
Coding region: 323-1375 (350 amino acids)
Cellular component (GO): Golgi apparatus
Molecular function (GO): antiporter activity
Source: RefSeq, a predicted model, not a curated record